This is a messenger RNA of Caenorhabditis sp. 36 PRJEB53466, 1296 nucleotides long. The record is from the annotation of a GenBank genome assembly. Lineage: Eukaryota; Metazoa; Nematoda; Chromadorea; Rhabditida; Rhabditidae.
AUGCACUAUUUGAUCUACUACAACUCAACACAAUCCAAAUUGGAUGAAACGUGGAUUUAUUACUGUGUUUUGACUUAUUUCGAGUUUGCCUGCAUAUGUUUGAGGUCAGGCAGUUCUGGCGAGACACUCUGAUUCUGAAUCUUCAGUUAUCCUCUGGUUAUUUUUCUGGGAUUCCAACUUUUCAAGCAUCGAUUAUUUCAUACAAACCUUCAAAAUUGCGUUAGAGCGGCCGUUGUGGAGUAUCUGAUUCAGCUGUCUUCGCGCAGUGUUCAGAUAUUUUUGAUAUUCAAUUCAGAAGAGAACGGACUAGGUGAGAACGAGAAUACUUCCCGACUUAAAGACCGCUCAGCCAUUUUCAGCCUUCUACUAUUCGUCUUUAGUCAGAUGUACUUGCUAUUUCUUCGGUAAGUCCGUCACUCAAGUUCUCACUAUGAACUCCUCUCAUCAGUAUCCUUCACCCUUCCUGGAUUCGUUGUCGAACGCUGCUGUGCUUCGUACUUUCUGUCGGAUUACGAAAAGAAAGAUCGUCACUACAUAAGCAUUCUGCUCCUGUUCACAAUGUCGGUAUGCGGAGCCAUACUCUCUUGGCUCUACCAUCAAUGUGAGCAUUUUGAAGAAAUUCCCAGUUAGAUAAUCCGUUUUCAGCCGAGAGCACUUUGAUUUACCACGUCUUCAUGCUCGCCAUGAACAUCGCGUCUUCUAUUGUAAUUGCAAUAAUAGAAAAGUACAACUACAAGAGGCUCUACGAGAGUUCAAAUCUUCGAAAAAGCAAAAGAGAGUACGCGUUGGCGGAGCGAUUUCAGAUUUCGGAAAACAUUCGAGUUUGCGAGGUUCCAUUUGUUGGUCUGGAGAGUAUUUACAUCCGGCUUUUUCAGUUUAUGAAGACUAUCAUCAACGUCGUCGCCAUCUUCAACCUACUUUCUACCAUUUCGGCUGCACUCGACAACUUUGAUUUCUCGCCGGUCAUUCUAAACAUGGCCUCAACGUUUUUCAAUUUUUGUGUUUUGACGUAAGUUAUCAUAAGAAAAGAUUGAAACUAUAUCACUGUUCUCAGAUACGGUACCCUAGUGUUCUUCCUUUUCUACUACCUCGUUCCACAGUUCCGUGCCGAAUUGAAAGUGGUCUUUACGAGAGUGAGCGGAGCGCGCAAGAUAGAAUUCAAAUAGAACCCGAUUUCAGUUGAGGAUCAUGAAUCCAGUGUCCCCUUUCCCGGACAUGGAAAAGGAGAAACCGGUGGAAAUGGCUGCUCUGGAGACGGACGCCUACUUCAAACAACUUAAGAAUCAGUGGUUGUGA